Cotesia congregata is the source of this 912-nucleotide messenger RNA. Lineage: Eukaryota; Metazoa; Arthropoda; Insecta; Hymenoptera; Braconidae. The record is from the annotation of a GenBank genome assembly.
AUGUUGCAGAAGAUGACAGAUGAAUUACUUUUCUCGGUGCUGGGAUUAAAGAUGGAUGAGACGGGAGAAAUAGCGCCCACGACGCUACCCUGCGACUACGAAAUCCCAUGUAGUCUUGAAAACCCGGAGUUCGUAGAGUUGAACAACUUUACAAGUUCAGUUAGUGACAAUUUUGAGCACUAUACCGACUUGAACCCAAGCAGCUAUCCGACAGAAGUGACCUGGAGUGACUACAAUCCUAAUGUCUCGGAGGCUUCGCCGUGUCUCAGUGAACUGAGUGAGCUGGACUGCGAGCUUGACUGGUGUCUCGACAAGUCCUGGGACUUGGGGCUGCCUGACAGGACUCCAAUGUGUACGCCAGGAUGCGAGAGAUUUCUACACUUGCCACCUCCAAAAGCUGCCGCUGAAGUACCCACCUUUCAACACGACGAGCCUCUUCUUGUGCUGGGAAUUGAUCUCAGAUCUCUGGAGAAUAGUAUGGAUUUUAAUAACAAUUUGUUUGAAAGCAACGUGAUGUACUCCGCGUCAGCUGAUGCAGCUUUGGCGACUCAUGAUUACACGAAUCGUAAUCUGGAGAAUAAUGACGAUCGCUGCUUUCCAUGUACUUAUCAAGGAUGUUUGAAAGUUUACGCCAAAGCUUCUCAUCUAAAAGCUCACUUGAGACGUCACACAGGCGAGAAGCCAUUUGCCUGUACCUGGGCAGGAUGUGGCUGGCGAUUUAGUAGAUCAGACGAGUUAGCUCGUCACCGAAGAUCUCAUUCAGGCGUCAAGCCAUAUCCUUGUGAGAUGUGCUCAAAGAGAUUCGCCAGAAGCGACCACUUGGCCAAGCACCGAAAAGUUCACCGGAAAAAUGCCUACGCUUUUCCUGGCGGCAGAGGUUAUCGAGGGAACAAAGUUAACGUCCAAGCAUGA